Morone saxatilis (striped sea-bass) is the source of this 2253-nucleotide messenger RNA. RefSeq lists its product as uncharacterized. The record is from RefSeq and is a predicted model, not a curated record. Gene Ontology annotation, biological process: G protein-coupled receptor signaling pathway. Gene Ontology annotation, cellular component: membrane. The transcript has 3 exons. Lineage: Eukaryota; Metazoa; Chordata; Actinopteri; Moronidae. Gene Ontology annotation, molecular function: G protein-coupled receptor activity; oxysterol binding. Bases 4 to 1032 code for a protein of 342 amino acids.
GGGAUGGCUGUUGAAAAUAUCACCCUGGACUCAGCUGAAAACUCUCCAAACCAGAGCAGCUGUGAUGUGUUUGUCUACCAAAGAGCUGCAGUGGUCCUCUUCCCUAUUUUCUACUCAGUGGUUUUUAUCAUCAGUGCGUUUGGCAACAGCCUGGUUCUCUAUGUAAUCUGCCAGAGGAAGCAGAAGUUCAACUCCACCUCCAUCUAUCUGGUCAACUUGGCGCUAUCUGAUACCCUGUUCACACUGGCGCUGCCUGGCAGAAUAAUUUACUACAUCCGCCACUAUGACUGGCCCUUUGGUGACCUUCUCUGCAGACUGACUACACUUCUCUUCUUUGCAAAUACCUAUGCAGGUAUUGGCUUCAUGACCUGUAUCAGUCUGGACCGAUACCUGGCCAUGGUGCAUCCACACCGACUGCAGUGUUUGCGGAGUGUGAAGGUGGUUCGCAGGGUUUGCUGUCUAGUCUGGGUUCUAGUAUCCCUGCAGAUAGCUCCUCUGCUAUUCCGCAGCAUGCUGCAUAAGCACCAGGACAGACAAACCUGUAUGGAGUACUUCAACUUUGAGGGCUCCAACUUCACCCCUUAUCUCCUGCUUCUCGCCUGUGCCAUCUCCUUCUGCUGUCCGCUCAUCAUCAUCAUGGGCUGCUACGCAAAGAUCAACCUGAAGCUGCGAGCUGCAGCCAAACAGAACUCUAUAACUGGUCGAUCAAGGAGGAAUCACAGGGCCAACACAAUUAUUCUCCUCAUUCUCCUCACGUUCUUCAUAUGCUUCAGCCCUUACCACCUCAACGUUAUGCAGUUUAUGUCCAGAAAGAUACACCACCAGCCAACCUGCGAGGAACUGAGGGCAUUUAAGGUGUCCUUACAGAUUACUGUUUCACUAAUGAACUUCAACUGCUGCUUGGAUCCAGUCAUCUACUUCUUUGCCAUUAAGACCUACAAGAAGCGGGUGCUGAGCCUGUUUAAGGACUAUCUAUACACUUCUGGUGCCUCCUCCAAAAUGACAGCUGAGAACAGCAGCAGCAACACCUGAAAAAAACCACAGUUGAGCUUGCAGGAGCUAUGCCUCUGUGUCACAAAGAAGACCUAGUUUACUCUGUGUUGAUGCUCUUUGUAUAUAUCUUUCACUUAAGAUACUAUGGCAACUCUGCAUGUAUGUAUGCCGUAGAUGUCCAUUAUAAUGCAAGAAAGAUCCUUUUUGCUUUCCAGCUGCCCCAAAAAAUCUUCUCAGCUUUGUUUAAGUAAUGAGCUGAGCUGAUUUGUUUGACAAGGCUGUAUAAAAUGUAUUGUCCCAUAUCCAAUUUUUUUUCUCUAUGAUCUUUUUGCCUUUUUUACGCCUUGCAGUAAGUAAGUAAGUAAGUUGUGUCAUACAGAAACCAAUUUAAACCAAUCAUUAAUGCAGUUCUGUGUACUAGAGGACUCAUUUGUUUGUGUAAAUGUGCAGGGUGAAGGAUAUGUUCCAACCUAGAUAAAUAAGCUACGCUUUUGUUUUUUUCAACUAUGUAAGAAAUGUUGUGGUCAUUAAUGCAGCACAACAGCGAGUUUCACUUCCUUUCCGUUUUUGCCAAUUCAAGUCAUGUGGCAGAAACUGUGUGUGUGUGUGUAAGUUGAUGGAAUUAGUUUAUCAUUGGACGCUGGUGCAUAUAAAUCUGCAAUGUGUGCUUUCCUACUAACAAAAUCAUUAUUUUACGUUAUUCAAGUACCUUUGGUAUGUUUAAACGAGAACAUGGCACAUAUAUCUCUUUCACACCCACAUCUGAGUUCUGUGUGGGAGUGAGUAGAUGACAACCAUCACCACUUCCUCACCCACCUUUCCUGCUUCCUUUCAGAGGCCUCAUUCCCUCUGGGUCCCAUAUCUUGCGGUAUGUGUGUGUGUGUGUGUCUUACAAAUUUAAGCAGGUGCACAUUGUCUGUUUAUAGUGCAGAGUCCCAUAUUUAAGUUUAACCUUCAACAUUUAACAUUUCCUGGGUUUUUGAAAAAGCUGCCCUAUGAUUUUGCAUAGAAAGUGAGGUGCACAAAUUGAGUCACAAAGUUUGUGAAAUUAGUCAAGAAGGAGAGAAAGAGAUAGUAAUGUGCAUUAUAUGACUGGUGAUGGUACUCUAGGAGAGAAAUAACAGCAUUCUCUAAUCUGAGAAUGCACAGUGGAUAGUAAGUGCUGAUGAGAUUUACCUACUAAGUAAAUUUAAGUGACCCCUGAAUGACUUGCUUAAUGACUUAAUGACAGCAUAAAAUAAAAUCUGGUUUUGAUAUGGA